AUGUCCGCGCAGAAGCCGACGCACGAGUCCGUGUACGCGCACCUGCCGUACGUCGCGGCGCUCACGACGUAUCUAGGGUACGCCGUGCUCAUCGUCUUCGGGCACGUGCGCGACUUUGCCGGCAAGCUCUUCUGCAUCGGCACGCUAGCGCACCGCAUCCUCGGCCAGCGCGACGGCCGCGCGCCCCUGCUCUCGGACUUUGAGGACUUCUACACCCGCCGCCUGUACCUGCGCAUCCAGGACUGCUGGGGCCGCCCCAUCCGCGGCACCGCCGGCGCCUGGAUUAACGUCCUCGAGCGCGUCCAGGAGCGCGCGUGGAGCCCCGUGCCGGAGCGCAGCGUCCGCCCGUAUCGCACGCUCGCUCGCGUCGCCCAGAGGAGCAAGGCCGGCAGGGAGGGCCCCACAGACCCUACCGGCAAUGUUACCCGCUGUUUGAACUUGGGGAGCUAUAACUAUUUGGGCUACGCGGAGGUUCCCGGGGGGGUCCAUCAGUCGGUCCGUGAUGUGCUCCGCGGCGCUGGCGUCGCUGCGUGCGACGUCGCCGUGUCCACGGGCAGGUCCCAGGUCGUGCGGGAGCUCGAGGCUACCGUGGCCGAGUUUUUGGGCAAGGAGGCCGCCUUUGUUGUCGGCAUGGGCUUUGCGACCAACAGUCAGAUCAUCCCCGCCAUCGUCGGGAAAGGCGAUCUGAUAUUGUCCGACGCGCUCAAUCAUGCUAGCAUCGUCGUCGGCGCGAGGUCAUCGGGCGCCAAGAUCAGGACCUUUGAGCACAACUCCGCCAAGAGCCUGGAUGAGAUGAUCCGCGACGCCGUGGCCACGGGGCAGCCGGUGACCUGCAAACCGUGGAACAGGAUCCUUGUCGUCAUCGAGGGUAUGUAUUCAAUGGAGGGGGAGGCGUGCAAGCUACGGGAGAUCGUCGCUGUCAAGAAGAAGUAUGGCGCGUAUUUGUAUUUAGACGAGGCCCAUUCCAUCGGCGCGCUCGGCCCCACCGGCCGGGGCGUCGCCGAGCAUCACGGCAUCAACCCGAGCGACAUCGACAUCAUGAUGGGCACAUUUACAAAGUCAUUCGGUGCAGUCGGUGGGUACAUCGCGACCAGUGCGGCGCUCGUGGAGAGGAUCCGCGCGUUGUCGGCCGCGUCGCUGUACGCGUCGGCCAUGGCCCCGCCAUGCGCACAACACAUCCUAUGGGCGUUCAAUCAGAUGGCGGGUAAGGACGGGACAGGAAUUGGCGCAGGUAAGAUCCGUGCGCUACGGGUGAAUGCCAUUUAUUUCCGCGAGCAGUUAAGGAAGAUGGGUGUGCAGACGCUCGGCGACUGGGACUCGCCCGUGAUCCCGAUCAUGCUGUACAACCCUGCCAAAAUCGCGGCUUUUUCGAGAGAGUGCUACAAGAGGGGGCUCGCCGUCGUUGUGGUCGGGUUCCCUGCCACACCGUUGCUGCUGUCUAGGGCGCGCAUCUGCUUGAGCGCAGCGCACACGAGGGAGGACCUCGACUGGGCGCUGGGCGUCAUUGACCAAGUUGCGGAGAUCAUUCAGAUCAAGUAUGACCGGUCGCUUCUGCACCGCGUUCUACCCAAGGCUGUGUCACGGCUGCUGGUGCGUGGCGGUGACGACGUCUAA
Messenger RNA from Chondrus crispus (carragheen), 1614 nucleotides. Its product is annotated as serine palmitoyltransferase, LCB2 subunit. Gene Ontology annotation, biological process: sphingosine biosynthetic process; ceramide biosynthetic process. Gene Ontology annotation, cellular component: serine palmitoyltransferase complex. Bases 1 to 1614 code for a protein of 537 amino acids. NCBI's taxonomy places the organism in Eukaryota, Rhodophyta, Florideophyceae, Gigartinales, Gigartinaceae. The transcript has a single exon. Gene Ontology annotation, molecular function: pyridoxal phosphate binding; serine C-palmitoyltransferase activity. The record is from RefSeq and is a predicted model, not a curated record.